Molecule: messenger RNA, 669 nt
Organism: Recurvomyces mirabilis
Lineage: Eukaryota; Fungi; Ascomycota; Dothideomycetes; Mycosphaerellales; Teratosphaeriaceae
Exons: 2
Coding region: 1-669 (222 amino acids)
Source: RefSeq, a predicted model, not a curated record
AUGUACGCUUUGACCACCGCCAUAGUCGGCCUCGCCGCCAUUGUAGUAGCACAGCAGACCCCAUGCACCUCUAUGCUACCAGGCUACGGACCAACGCCCUCUCCCAACGAUGACGCAAGCUUCAAGGCCCUCCCAGCAUUCGCCUCCGCUGCGUCUAACGCCGCGACCCCUUCGCUUUACCAGAAUGUCUUCACUAAUCUCAACGCCUCGGAAUUUGCAUCAAGCAACAAUGUCUACCUAGGCUACUACGCACUCAAGACAUAUGACGCCGGAGCCUGCACCGCUAUCUGCGACAACACGACCGGUUGCGUAGGCACGAACUUGUACUUCGAACGGAACCCUACACUUCUUCCUGGCGAUGCUUGUCCUAACCCCACGGCUAUGACUGUUAUCAAAUGUGCUCUAUGGGGUAGUCCCGUGACCUGUCAAGCGGCAACGAAUGAUGGACAGUGGCAGGAUCAGUUUCAUGUGUUGAUUGCUGGGAGCAAUGGAUACAUGAAAUUGCCUGCACAAGCAUGCAGCGCUAUCAGCUCAGCUUGGUCGCCGAGUAAGACUGGAUACUCAUGGCCAACCAGUGCCGGUGCCCAGAAUUGGGGCGGGCCUAGUGGGUUCAAGACUACGGCUUGGCCAAGUGCUGCGACUGCUGCUGGUGGUCGCCAGGGCUGGUAG